GCAGAGCUGCUGGCGCAGGAGCCGCGGGCGGGCGGCGGGGCGCCGGCGGCGGGGCGCUCGCCGCGGGGCCGCCUGCUCGCCGCCGCCCUGCGCCUCAACAACAACGGGCUCCGCAGCGUGGCCGACCUGCCGCCCGCCCUCGAGCGGCUCCUCGAGGCCCCCGAGCUGCUCUACUGGCUCGACCUCUCCUUCAACGAGCUGCCCGGCAUCGACCCGGUGCUGACGCGCUACCGCAACCUGCGCAGCCUGAGCCUGCACGGCAACAGCAUCCGCAGCCUGGCCGAGGUGGACAAGCUGGCCGCGCUGCCGCGCCUGCGCCGCCUCACCCUGCACGGCAACCCCGUCGAGGAGCAGCGCGGGUACAGGAGCUACGUGCUCGCCGCGCUGCCCCAGCUGAAAUCCUUCGACUUCAGCGGCGUCACCAAGCAGGAACGCGCCGCUGCCGCCGCCGCCAAGCGCGCCCAUGCCAAGCCCGAGGCGGCCAGGCCGGCGGCCGACUGCCCGUGACGGGGGUCCGCCCGUGACGGGGGUCCGCCCGCGGAGGAGCCCCCGAUGCAGCUCGGCUCGUCCAGCCCCACCGUCGCCGACCCUUCUCCCCAGCUCGUCCCUCCGGCUCCCCCCCCCCCCCAGCUUGCUGGUAAAUAAACAGUGCCCCCGGCUGCCCCGCCGCGGCUGCGGCGCGCUAAGGGAACGUC
Messenger RNA from Rhea pennata, 695 nucleotides. RefSeq names its product leucine rich repeat containing 51 (gene LRRC51). The transcript has 3 exons. The record is from RefSeq and is a predicted model, not a curated record. The annotation marks the transcript as partial. Gene Ontology annotation, molecular function: protein binding. Lineage: Eukaryota; Metazoa; Chordata; Aves; Rheiformes; Rheidae.